AUGGCCGAUCCGCCUUCUUCAUCAUUAUCACCUCCACCCUCCGCGCCUCCGCCCCGCAAUACCCCAGCCACCAGCUCGAUCCGCCGCCGGGGCCUCUCCGCGCGCGCCGCAACUUUUAUAGAAGGCUCCUCGACCGAGUGGGCGCAGCGCCGCAAUUCAACCCUGUCUGACUCGAUAUCUGAGGCGCGCAAUUCUAUUCGGUCGUCUACGGAUGACUUGUUUCUCCCACGAGUCACUAGGGAUCAAGAUGACCCCAUUGCCUCGGAGGAGUCGCAUUGGCACUCUGCACCGCUGGUGUUAGCCCUUUUACCUGCUAUUGCGGGGAUUUUCUUUCAUAAUGGGAGCUCCUUCGUCACGGACGUGACCUUGUUAGUGCUAGCUGCUAUCUUUCUCAAUUGGUCCGUUCGGUUACCAUGGGACUGGUAUCGCUCAGCACAGGCAAUUCAACGAGAAGGAGAUACCUUCAAUCCCGUCGCUGAAGAGCUGGCUGAGGUUGACGAGAAUGAAGAAGCCAUAGACUCGCAAGCUGACAGCCAAAAACGUGAAAAGCACUUGCGAGCCGCAGCAGAAGCAAAAGCUAUUAAAGAACUCCAGAUCCACGAGCUAAUCGCCCUCGGCUCAUGCUUCGUCUUCCCAGUUAUUGGCACCUGGCUCCUACACGCUAUUAGAUCUAGCCUCUCUCGACCCUCGGAAGGUCUAGUCUCAAACUACAACCUCACCAUAUUCCUGCUCGCAUCCGAGAUUCGCCCAUUCGCCCACCUCCUCAAGCUCGGCCAAGCACGAACCCUUCAUCUCCAACGCGUCGUCGCAUCAAACCACGACGAUGAAAUCAACACUGAGAAAGUCCAAGAUCUCACCAAGCGUCUCGAAGAACUAGAAGCGCACGUCGCCGAAGCUGCUGCUGCCCGUUUCGCCUCUUCAUCCUCCCCAGAUCCAAAAGACUCUCCAGACCUCAUCACGCAGGCAGUAGUAGAAUCCCGCCGAACUCUAGGCCCCGACAUUGAAGCUCUCAAUCGUGCCGUGCGCCGCUAUGAGAAACGUACAGCCCUCACAGCCCUCCAAACGGAUACCCGCUUCCAACAACUCGAAGCGCAAACGCACGACGCAAUUGGCCUCGCCGCAGCCGCGCAACGCGCUAGUCAGAAUCGUCGCCAGAGUUACGCUUUUAUUCUCAUCGACUGGGCCUGCGCUUGUAUCGUUGUCCCCACCCAGAUCGCCCUUUCUAUUCUCAAUCUCCCCGGCCGCAUUGCCUGUCGCUGUCUGCUAGCCGCGCAGCGGAUGCUCGGUCUUACAAGCCCUAGUCCCAAACCACGGUCAAAAAGUGGCAAAGGCAAGUCUAGAGCGGUGACUGGGUCAAAGUAUACGUCGCAGGCUACGCAGGCUAAAUCACCGGCCGUUUCCCCUGGGAGGAAUGUACAGCAGCAGUCUUUUGAAUCUGUAUGGGGUGCUGUGCGGUAG
Molecule: messenger RNA, 1458 nt
Organism: Penicillium cataractarum
Lineage: Eukaryota; Fungi; Ascomycota; Eurotiomycetes; Eurotiales; Aspergillaceae
Exons: 2
Coding region: 1-1458 (485 amino acids)
Source: RefSeq, a predicted model, not a curated record